This is a messenger RNA of Acanthochromis polyacanthus (spiny chromis), 2154 nucleotides long. It is a transcript of the gene chid1, whose product is annotated as chitinase domain containing 1. Lineage: Eukaryota; Metazoa; Chordata; Actinopteri; Pomacentridae. Gene Ontology annotation, biological process: carbohydrate metabolic process. Bases 259 to 1422 code for a protein of 387 amino acids. The record is from RefSeq and is a predicted model, not a curated record. The transcript is spliced from 12 exons. Gene Ontology annotation, molecular function: chitin binding; oligosaccharide binding. Gene Ontology annotation, cellular component: extracellular region.
GUUUUCAGUCAAACAGACACCUACCGAGCAACAGCCAGAGACACGGUGUUCACCAUAAAUCCAGGUUUUUAGUCGCAGCAGCAUGAGCCGGGCCGUCGUGGGCCGCUUCUGUGCUUAUUGUCGGAGCUGAGGAGGACUUGCUGCUGUUGAAUCUGUCACAGCUCAGUCAGGAAGGAAGCAACUGCACUGAAAACCUGCACACCUGACGGAGACCAUUUUUCAUUUUACUGCUCUUUUAUUUCACCGCCUUUUUUGGAAAUGAGAGGGACGUUGGUGCUGCUGCAUGUCUUGUCAUGCUGCUGGCUGGUCAGCGGCACACUUUCAAAAACUGACGCAAAGAAGUCGCACAAAGCUGAGACUGAGACAUCUCCAGCUGAACAGUCAGUGCUGGACAGAGGCCUGGUGGUGUCAAACCUGCAGUGGAAGGACAUAGUGAAGGAGGAAAAGAGACACUGUGCCCACAUUAAGAAAACAUUUCAAGGUCCAGUGCUUGGAUAUGUCACACCUUGGAAUUCCCACGGCUAUGAUAUUGCUAAGACGUUUGGCUCCAAACUAACAUCAGUGUCUCCAGUGUGGCUUCAGCUCCGCCGACGAGGACCUGAAACCUUUGACGUUACGGGACUCCACGAUCAUGACCCAGGCUGGGUCAAAGCUGUUCGCAAGUCUAACAAAAAGUCAGGAUGGGUGAUGCCUCGGCUGUUAUUUGACGGCUGGUCCUACCAGGAUUAUAUGAGCGUGCUGGGAAGUGAGGAUGAAAUUGAGGAGCUGGGAGGUGAGCUGGUGGAUGUUGCAAAGACUGAAGGUUUCGAUGGCUUCACCUUGGAGCUGUGGAGCCAGCUGGGAGGCAACAAAAGAAAGGAACUGGUCCAUUUGGUGAAACACAUAUGUGAGAUUUUAAAAGCUAAAAGACUGGACUGCAUUCUUGUUAUUCCACCUGCUGUGACAAGUACGGGGCAGCCGGGUAUGUUUGGCAGGGAGGAGUUUGAGCAGUUGGCUCCGGCCGUCGAUGGAUUCAGCCUCAUGACAUACGACUACUCCAGCGGUUCCAGACCAGGCCCGAGCUCUCCCCUGCCCUGGGUGAGAGACUGUGUUCUCCAACUUGCCCCAAACCCUCAGUGGAGGCAAAAGAUCUUAAUUGGUCUCAAUUUGUAUGGCCUUGAUUUUGCAAGUCAAGGAACAGAGCCGAUUCUUGGCGGAAGGUACAUCGAGAUUUUGCGAGAACACAGGCCAAAACUGGUGUGGGAUGAAUAUUCUGCUGAACAUUAUUUCAACUACAAGAGGAACAAUGCGGUGAAGCAUGUGGUGUACUAUCCGUCACUGAAGUCAAUCUACCAAAGGAUCUCUUUAGCUACUGAGCUGGGAACAGGAAUUUCCUUAUGGGAAUUAGGACAAGGACUGGAUUAUUUUUAUGAUCUUCUCUGAGAGAUGGACUUGUUGGGGAAGAUAAUGGAGCUUGGAUUUUUCUUUUUCACAGAACUCGGUGGUGUAUGCAGGUUAUUGUUUUUUUCUUUGUCUCUCUGAGAAAUCAAAAUGAACUCUGAAAUGAGCCAUGGAUGGGGUUUGGUUAAUACACAACUUGUUUGAGGGUCAUGAAUGUUGAGAAAUUGUGUCUACAUGUACGAAACAGAGGUUUACUGAUUUAAAAGGUUCUUGGAGCAAACAGAAGGUACUUCAGUGCAUUUUAUUUCUUCUCAUUGUGGAAAAAAACGUACAGUUCAAUCAGAGUGCAGUAGCACAUCUGCAUUCAGCAACAAAAAGGUGCAUGAUCGUCAUCAAUGUGUAUAAAUUUUAAAUGAAGGGGUUUGUUUGUGUUCGGAGGAGCUUGUGUGCGACAGACACCGGCAGCAUCUGUUCAGUGCUAAACUCGAAAUCAUCUCUGCUCCUGGAACCAGCUGUGCUCGUUGAAAAGAUUCAUCCAUCAUCAAGAAUACAUCUGCUCCUGGAAAAAGUGUGCUCAUUUUUUCUAAUAUUCAAAUCAAGACAUUCAACUGUGUGGCUUUUAUUCGUUUUAUAAUAACAACAUUGACAAGUAAUGAAGUUGUAUUUGCAGUUUUGCCAAACAUCUGCUCUGACCCAGCAUCUUCCAAUAUUUGUUCAAGAUAAGUGUUUGUUUACUUACAUGAAUAUAAAUGUGGGACAACUAAGCUGUUGAAA